AUGUCAACUGCAAGUUCACAUGCUUAUAGCAAUCUCAGUCUAACAUCAAAUCCCCUUGCAACAAUGAUAAAACCCGACAUCAUAUCAAUGACAUCUGGUAGUCAAGUGAUAAAUGUUUCUGGUGGUGGCGGAGGCGGUGAUCUGACGUCGUCAUCAUCUACCACAUCAUUAAAUCGUGCAAAUCCCCCUUCGAAUUCAUUAAACGUCAGCAGUCAUACAUUGGAUAAAGUAAAGGUUGCCAAAGUUACAUUGGAAUAUUAUUACGAUAAUUUGAUUGUUCAAUAUCGAGAACGUCAAAAUAG
Messenger RNA from Trichobilharzia szidati, 302 nucleotides. The record is from the annotation of a GenBank genome assembly. Lineage: Eukaryota; Metazoa; Platyhelminthes; Trematoda; Strigeidida; Schistosomatidae.